GUGCUGCGUCCCACAAGUGGUACAGCAACAUAAGUACACCCCUCCUUUCCCUGUGUCCCUCAGGCAGAAUCCCCCAUGGGUCUGACUGUCUCCCGUGCGAGUGCAGAGCUGUUACUGGCUGAAGAUGAUAGGUGGGAAUUCGCCCCCCCCCCAUCAAGGUGUAACUCAUCAUCAUUGAUUUAUAGAAAAUUUAAAAAAAUAAGAACGAUUCCGAAGAGCGAAUGGAGUAACGGCCUCAAGGCCGGGCGCUGAAUAAUGUGCUCUGAUGCUAACGAGUGCGUUAAUUUGCUGCUCCGCUUCAAAACGAGUUUAAGGCUCUAAUUGUAAUUAAUUAGUUGCCUGCUCGUUACUGAAACUUGGGGAAAUGGCAUAAUGAGGGUCUGCCGAGUGUAUUCUGGGGUCGCAAAAGCGAAGCGGCAGCAGCAGCAGCGAUCCCAUAAACACAUGACCCUCCCUAUGGAAUAAAACGUAAUAUCAGAGAAUACUCCUUAAUUAUAACCCAUGUGUGUUGUGUACAGGAGGAAAAUAUAACUGGUGAUGUUUCAAGCCGUCUUUCAACUCUGUUGAUGUCAUUUAGUAAGUGAGGCAUCUGACUCUCGCAGUGCUCACACUGUGUGUGCUGAAGGUGGCCUCUUUUAACGAAAGCCCUCUCUCUGCUCUUGGUCGCUUCAUGGUAAUGGUGUCACCUCUAAAACAGUCGUUGAUCUGUCUCUUCUGUAUGGGUUAGCCACCUGUUUGAGGUGAGACUGCAUGGGAAAGUAGAGCAGAGUUUGUGUAUUGGGGGAGGCUUCGGGGGGCUUAUCUGCCCUCCCCAUCUCCAGCCGGGAGAUCAGGUGGCAGGGCCUGACUGUUAGGGGACUCUGUCAGGAGGUAUAAAUGCUGGGUGGGAAAUGGUCCCCCCCCCAGAGAGACGCCAUCCUGCAGAGCAAUAGAGCCAUUAGAGAAGAAGCUGGGAAAACAGACAGGCUAAAGGACGGCCGGCUGCCUGUUUGCGAAGGACCCCAAGGGACCGAACGCCAGCUGAGAAACAUAAACAGGGAUGCCAGGUGACCCUGACAUCGUGGAGGACGGGUCCGGGCACUCGGAGACCCCCUGGCGCUCCGUCCCACUGGAGUUGCACCAUCCCUACUCCAAAUUUUCCGACUGGAAGUUCAAGCUCUUCCGCGUCAAGUCCAUGGAGAAAGCCCCCCUGCCGGGGGACUCUCAGCCAGCCAGAGAGCAGCCGCAAAGGGUGCCCCCGGAAGACUGCACCUCAACACCCCCAGAGGCGGCCGCGGAGGUGGGCGUGGGGGUGAGCCCGGGGCCCCCCGGGAGUGUGAUGCGCCUCUGUCUGGGGGGGAAAACCAAGGAGAGCCUGGAGAGCGUGGGGCUCCGCGUGGAUCGCAAGCUGCAGGAGAUUGACACCCACAUGAACCACCUGAGGACCCUGUGCCGCCUGUGUGGCACAGCGCUGCGCAGAGUGAAAGGCGGACCAGAGCGGGAGGUCCAGGGUGAGCUGGACGAGAGCAGCAGGGUCUCGCUGCGCAGGAUGGGCUGCAAGGCCAAGAGCUGGCCUGAAGUCAUCCUGAAGGUCUUCAAGGUGGACGUGGCGGGGGACAUGGAGACGGUGCACCCGCCCUCCUUCUGUCACCGCUGCUGGAAGGCUGCCAUGAGGGGGGGGGGCUUCUGCUGCUUCUCGGGGACGCAGCUCACCCAGUGGACGCCGCACUCGGCCCUCUGCCACCUCUGCUUUCCCAGGAAGCCGUCGCUGCAGCGGAAGAGGCGAAAGCGCUGUCAGCCGUCCCGGGGAUCCCUCCACCACCUACCCAGGGCCAAGCGGCUGAAAAGCGACCUCCACACCCACAGCCUGGCGGACAAUGGCCGGCCGUGGAGAGCGGCGGACCAGGGGCCCAGCGGCAAUGCCUGGCUCAGGCCCAACCUUCAGAAGGCUCUGUGGGUUCGUAACAUCACUCGCUGCAAGAACGUCCACCUCGGGGCAGACCGGCUCCAUGAAGACUUCCCUGUUGACUUUGUCCGUGCUGUGACCUGCCAGGUGUGUGACCACCUCCUGGCCGAGCCGGUGCAGUCACCGUGCAAACACCUCUUCUGUCGAACCUGCAUCCUGCAGUACAGCCGUGCCGUAGGUCAGCACUGCCCGGCUUGCGGCCUCCCCUGCUCCCCCUUUGACCUAGUGAGCCCCGCUAAGGCCUUUCUGGGCAUCCUGAACUCCGUCCCACUGUGCUGCCCCAAGGAAAGCUGUGGGGACCCCGUUCCGCUGGGGUCCUUCGGGACCCACUGCUCAAGUCACCAGGGGGAGAAGGAGGAAGAAGACCAGGCCAGGAGACGGCAGUGGCAGGCCUACAGCAAUGGCUACAUGCCCAUCAACAAAGGCGGUAGGCCCAGGCAGCACCUGCUCUCAUUGACCCGCCGGGCUCAGAAGCACCGGCUGAGGGACCUGAAGAACCAGGUGAAGAUGUUUGCUGAGAAGGAGGAAGGUGGAGACAUCAAGUCCGUGUGCCUGACGCUCUUCCUGCUUGCGCUCCGGGCUGGAAAUGAGCACAGGCAGGCCGACGAGCUGGAGGCCAUGAUGCAGGGGAGGGGAUUUGGCCUGCAUCCUGCAGUGUGUCUGGCAAUAAGGGUCAACACCUUCCUGAGCUGCAGCCAGUACCACAAAAUGUACCGCACGGUGAAGGCCACCAGUGGGCGCCAGAUCUUCCAGCCCCUGCACACUCUGCGUAGUGUGGAGAAGGAGCUCCUUCCCGGAUUCCAUCAGUUCGAGUGGCAGCCGGCGCUGAAGAACGUGUCUAGUGCCUGCAAUGUGGGAAUCAUUGAUGGGGUGGCCGGAUGGGCCGCCUCCGUGGAUGACGCACCGGUGGACACCAUUGCACGGCGAUUCCGCUAUGAUGCUGCUCUGGUGGCGGCCCUGAAGGACCUGGAAGAGGACAUUAUGGAAGGGCUGAAGGAGCACGGCCUUGAGGACUCAGAAUGCACGGGAGGGUUCAAGGUAGAGGGACGUCAGGAAGCGAUCACCAUCUUUCAGGAGUUAAAGCCGAAUUCUGAGCUGUCGUGCAAGCCGCUCUGUCUUAUGUUCGUGGACGAGUCGGACCAUGAGACCCUCACCGCUGUGCUGGGGCCUCUGGUGGCUGAGCGGAAUGCCAUGAGGGAGAGUCGGCUCAUCCUGUCCGUUGGAGGCCUUCCCCGCUUCUUCCGCUUCCAGUUCCGGGGCACCGGCUACGACGAGAAGAUGGUGAGAGAGAUGGAGGGACUUGAGGCUUCCGGGUCCACGUACAUCUGCACCAUGUGUGAUUCCACUAGGCUGGAUGCAUCCAGGAACAUGGUUCUGCACUCUAUUACAAGGAGCCACGAAGAGAACCUGGAGCGCUAUGAAAUCUGGCGGACCAACCCCUUCUCAGAGUCUGUGGAGGAGCUUCGGGAUCGGGUCAAGGGCGUCUCAGCUAAGCCUUUCAUGGAGACCCAACCAACCCUGGAUGCCCUGCACUGCGACAUCGGCAAUGCCACCGAAUUCUAUAAAAUCUUCCAAGAUGAAAUCGGUGAGGUCCAUCUGAAGGGCAACCCUAGUCGGGAGGAGAGGAGAAGCUGGAGGUCAGCUCUGGACAAACAGUUGAGAAAGAAGCUGAAGGUGAAACCUGUCAUGCGGAUGAACGGCAACUACGCCCGUCGGCUCAUGACCCGGGAGGCGGUGGAAGCCGUGUGUGAGCUGGUACCCUCGGAAGCCAGGAGGGAGGCUCUGAAGGAGGUCAUGGGGCUUUACCUACAGAUGAAGCCGGUCUGGCGGGCCACCUGCCCAGCCAAAGAGUGCCCUGACCAGCUCUGCCGGUACAGCUUCAACUCCCAGCGUUUCGCAGAGCUCCUGUCCACCACCUUCAAAUAUCGCUAUGAUGGCAAGAUCACCAACUACCUUCACAAGACCCUUGCCCACGUGCCCGAAAUCAUAGAGCGAGAUGGAUCCAUCGGGGCCUGGGCCAGCGAGGGAAACGAGUCGGGCAACAAGCUUUUCCGCCGUUUCCGCAAGAUGAAUGCGCGACAAUCGAAGAGCUUCGAGCUGGAGGACGUGCUGAAGCACCACUGGCUCUACACCUCUAAGUACCUGCAGAAAUUCAUGGAAGCCCACCGUAACUCUGCUAAAGCCUUGGAGGCCACCAUCGACCCGGUGGAAUGCCAGGAUGAUAAUGACUUGGUGCUGGAUGUCACAAGCUCACUGGAGCUUUAAGGAUGUGGAAAGGGCUUAGAAAUCAAGGUGAAAAGAAUCAGAGAUGGCGUUUUCGUAUGUUAAAUGUGUCAUUUUUCUCUUUAUCCUGACAGGGAUUUGCUCCCAGGGAUAACGGGGAAGCUCACUUUGACCUACUGUCAUUUUUGUUUAUUACUUAAAUGGAUUUUGAGAUGUCAGGGCAAAGUGUUCUGGGUUUUUAAUUAAAUUUUUUUGGGUUUUCUUUAAUUCUCAGUGUGCUUUUGGGGAAUUGAAAGAAUAUGUAUUGAUAAUGAUUUAAUAUUCAUUCUCUUUGUCAUCAAAUGACUUGCAUUUGUCAUGAUUAUUUUAUGAAAAGCCCUUUCAUUUAGGCGGAUGGAUAUUUCCUGUCACCUUUAUCCUUCCUCAAGUUCAUAUGUCCAAAAAAAUGUUGCUGGUUUUUCCGUAUUCUUUGUUCAGAUUGUCUGAGAUCAUUUUUGCCUCACAUAAAAUAUUGGAAGGCUUAUUGUUUUAUCAGGAUGUGACACAUCCAUGAAUUUAUACAGGGAUAUUAUUUAUGAAAACAGAUUAAAGUGUUGUAAGUUAUGGCAAGGUAAUUGUGGUGAAGGGGCAUACAUUACUUAGAUGCUGUAUUUAUCACCGUGGCAAGAAGAUGGAGUUAAGGAAUCUGAGGUUGUCUUUGUGCCAGUAAAAAUGUUUGCUUUAGGGGUUUUUAUUGGGAUUCCAGGGUGCAAAACGACUUUUAAAUCACUUUUCAGCACCUGCAGGGACAAAAUCAGCUAUUUUGCCUUCACUCCGACUACUGAUGUAGAAUUUGUGAACCUCAUGUUUAUUACAAGAAUUUCUAUGCCAUUGUCUGCCUGGAGAUGAAUUCUGUUUUUGUUUUUGCUUUUGAAAUCUGCUCAUGGGCCCCUCAUGUUUUCGUGUCUGCAGCCAGCUGCUCUUCUUUGACGUGAACGUUCACUUCUGCAAUUCUGCCGAGGAACAGUCUGUUGGCCCUUAAGCAGAGCGUCACACGGCUGCCAGCAUAGCCCAGCGUAGUUAAAUAUGUGUUUUACCUACGGCGUGGCAGUUAUACAUUUAUUAUAAGAGCAUGGAAGUGGAAGAAUCACAGCUACAAAAAAAUAUAAAACAGUAUAGUUGAACAGAGUUGAAAACAUUUUGGUGUACUUUACUGUGUUUUUAAGUUUUAUGCUUAUACUUAAACUUAUGGUUAUACUAUUGACAACUAUUUUAAACAUGUUUAAUAAGGGAUUUGUGCCUUUGGUAACAUUCUUUUAGCAUAAUAUGAUUUUUUGUGAAAUGUCUUAUCUGCCCUCUUAUUUUUCCUGCUGUUAUUGUUUGAUGUAACCUACGUACACUAAGGCUUCUGACAGUUAUAUUUUGGUGGCUAUUAGCCCUGCAGUUAACCAUUGUUUAUUAACCUUUUUUAAAUAGGGAAGUAUUUGAGAAUGAUGUCAAUGUACAAUCAGUUGUACACUGCAUUCAUCUUACUUUAUUUUUUUUGCACUUUUCCUCAAGGCACAGACUUUCAAAAUGUUUACAUAAUUUUGCAUCUGCAAUAAUUCUCAUGUUUAACAACUGUAGAAAAAUUACACUUCAGAUUUUCAGUGUAGCGUCAUUAAUUUACAUUUUAUUAUUUGGAUAAAUCCUUUCAUUGUAUUUCAUUGUAAAAUCAACAUUUUGAGUUUAUUAUAUAUAGUAUGGUGUUUUUUAGUUUUUGUGAUGUACUUUAUAACACAUUGUUUUUAUAAUUUGCUGAGAUCCCUGUACGGGGUAAGCAGCCCUGGAAUCUGGGUGUUUUAUGAUGUUUUAUUGAACGCUGAUUAAUUUUAACAUGGAAGCACAAUUGAUUUGCAAUAAACAAAUUGAAAUGAU
Molecule: messenger RNA, 6064 nt
Organism: Brienomyrus brachyistius
Lineage: Eukaryota; Metazoa; Chordata; Actinopteri; Osteoglossiformes; Mormyridae
Gene: rag1
Product: recombination activating 1
Exons: 5
Coding region: 1040-4210 (1056 amino acids)
Biological process (GO): pre-B cell allelic exclusion; adaptive immune response; V(D)J recombination
Cellular component (GO): endodeoxyribonuclease complex; nucleus; DNA recombinase complex
Molecular function (GO): sequence-specific DNA binding; double-stranded DNA endonuclease activity; ubiquitin protein ligase activity
Source: RefSeq, a predicted model, not a curated record